AUGGACGAGGAGGAUGACUGCCCAGAGUUGGUCCCCAUAUCGGAAAGACUCUCACCUGGCAUGCAGAUACCUGUGACCAUCAUCACUGGCUACCUCGGUGUUGGGAAGACAACGCUGUUGAAUUACAUUUUAACGGAGCAACACAGAAAGAGAAUCGCUGUCAUACUCAAUGAAUUUGGAGAAGGAGGCGCUCUGGAGAAGUCUCUAGCUGUGAGCCAUGCAGGAGAGCUGUAUGAGGAAUGGCUGGAGGUCAGGAACGGCUGCCUCUGCUGCUCCGUCAAGUAUAGCCACAGUCAUCCACGCAACAUACGGAAUACAGGUCUCUAAAUAGUCUGGUCAAGAUUCUGGAAAGGGAGAAACCUGGACAAAGAGAUCCUACAGGAACAGUUCCUCUCAACAAUACUAAAGGUGGGGGACAGGAACUAAACAAGAACUCCCCCCUCUCUCUCCUCAUGGUGAACUAUUCCAGUUUAUUCUUGAUACACUUCACAUUUGGACCUACCUACUGCAAUUGUGUUAAUCCUCAUAAUUCUGGUGUUCCACUUCAGUCCAGGAGGACCUCAAAACGUUAUGGUAUUUACUGUUAAUGAUGACUACAUGUCCAAUCUGAUAAGCAUCUUAUUGACUACAAUACAGUAAGGUUUUACGGAGGACCAAUUGUUGAGACUUUGUGUAAUUGGGCCCCUUGCUCAGGGGCCAGAUGCUAUGAGGAAACAUUAGAUUAGUGUGUGAAUGGACUUAAUCCAUAAUCAACCAUGUUAGCUAUUUCAUUACCCAGUGAUACACCCGACCCUCAAUCAAGAUAAAGCGACAACUUGAGAAUAGAGAUGUGAUUAGCGCCCUUACUGUCAUUUUCUCUGUAAAAUGAUUUGAAACUUUGGAAACCCUUAACAAUACACCCCUAACAACGAAUAUCUUAUUAAUUGAAGUUUGAGUGUAUUCCUCAAUAGUUAGGCUGUUUUUAGGUCUGUAAAUUGUUGGUGAAGUUAAGGUUUUGUACAGACUUUUAUCACAUCUCAAAAGUGGUGCAACACAAAAUUAGGCUGGUCUGUAAAUGUCCACGCGCUUGACUAUUAGCUUGUGAAUACGUUUAAAUC
Oncorhynchus nerka (sockeye salmon) is the source of this 1097-nucleotide messenger RNA. It is a transcript of the gene zng1a, whose product is annotated as COBW domain containing. Gene Ontology annotation, cellular component: cytoplasm. The record is from RefSeq and is a predicted model, not a curated record. Lineage: Eukaryota; Metazoa; Chordata; Actinopteri; Salmoniformes; Salmonidae.